GACACGAAAAACCAAUGAACCGUAUCGACGCUUUUUCUUCUACUGUAGGUAUCUAGGGAAAAGGUUGAGUGACGCGAACCGAGUACUGCCGUUCCGGUGACAAGUGACGUGUAAGGUCUGUGCAGCUGCAAGGCGUAAGGUGCAGUGGAAUCCGGCUGACAGGCCUUCAAACGGAGACACACCGAGUUACCACCACCACCAGCCUACAGUUUCCAGUCGUCACUGUCGUCUGCCAGGGUUAUUAGUGUACAACCAUUCAUUGACGAUUCAUCAGUGAGGCAGAUACUUGGAAAUAUUGGAUGUAAAUGGACAUGCAACCAAGCUAACAUACAUCAUUGAAACCAGGAAACAUAUCACUCUCGAGCAAUACGCUUCUAUUGAUACGCUUCAAAUCUUCUAAACAGUUGCUAUUCAUCUGAUAUCGAGACUAAGCCUGUGCUCAAGAGUGUGUACUGCUUGUAGGCUUCAUGAAUGUGUUGCAAUGCGGGGAAUCCCAGACCUUUGGCAUGAUCUGACCGAGGGUUGGAGACACGAGCGUGUUAACAGGAAGUGUAUUCACACCCUCUCCAUAUGUCGAAUCGUCAUUAGCUAGAUAGUGAUGCCACCAUCGUUAUUUGGUUGAUAAUGAUGGCCACCGUCAGUCCACUGUGGCCUAGCAAUGGGGAGGCAGCCCUGACUCCCAACAGGAGGAAAGACAAUGAUGUCAUACAGUCUAACAGUAGCGGCACUCACGAGUCACGGUCGCCCUCCAUCAGGUCACAGCCAGCAGUGAUGAACAGAAAGGACUCCACAAGGGACUCUUUUCCAACUAUCAGCAGAUCUAGAGCAGAGAAGUUCCACAAGCUGUUUAAGUCUGUCCCGGACACUGAAGAUCCCAUCGAUUAUUUCUCGUGUGCCUUUCUUGGAGACAUUCUACUACAGGGGAAUCUGUAUGUGUCACAGAACUGGUUCUGUUUCUACUCUAGGAUCAGAGGCAGGGGCAGGCUGCAGGAGAUUCCUAUGGAGAAAGUCAUCAGUAUAACUCGUGAAAAGACUGCCCUGAUCAUCCCAAAUGCCAUUGGUCUGCAGACAGCUCAGGAAAAGUAUGUGUUUGGCUCCUUCAUCUCUAGAGACAACACCUACAAGUUUCUGUAUGGCCUCUGGAAAAAGACGCAGCAACAGAAUGACAUGCUGGUACAUAUUCGAAAUGAUUCAAAUACCUCAAAUGAAAUAUCCUUCACACUGUCUCUUGAUCAAACUGUACCAGAUGACCCAGAUAGAAAGUAUGAGUUAAAGACUAGUAAAUCAUUUACGCUGCCUGAUACAGACUAUCAUAUUAACAAUAAUGUCAUCAGUGUUCCCGUUGAGUCGGUUCAAAACAAGCUGGACUCGUGCGAGUCCGACUCGAGUGUGUGUCCUGAAUGUGGAGUCGUUGACAACAGUGAUGUCAGCUGUAACAAGGAUGUUCCCAAAGAGACCGAUAACACAACACAGUGCACUGCAUUUGUUCAUUCUGAGGUCAGAGGUCAGAAGGAAGAGGUUAUUGAAGGUUCAAAAUUCAGCAUUCCCUAUUUUUUCCAAUGUUUUGAUUGUCGUAAAAUGUAUGCAGCAUUUUCACAGCUGGCUGUGAAAUUUCAAAAGGUUCCCCGCACUAACCUGCUGCUGGCUAUAUGUUCAGUGAUGGUACUAUUUCUGUUGCUAUCGGCAGUGGGUCUGACCUACAAAAUCCUCCUUCUCCAGGCCAAAUUUGAAGCCAAAGACAUCUGGUCUCCAGUCUCUCAAACAUCAUGGAGAGAGAAGUUGUACCAGACAAUUUACUCUAUGCAGUCUGACUCACAUCUGGCAACAGUGAAGCAAUUACAUUCUGUCCUUCAAACAAAUAUAGAAAUCCUAGAGGAGAUAAACCUGAGUUUGAAAAAUCUCCAUACUCACACAGAUGCGAAGGGAACCUGUCAAAAUGAUAACGGGGACCAUUCAUGUAGUUAGCAGAGGUCCAAGGGAGACUACUCUGUUAGUCUUCCUGCCUGUACGAGCCACAACAGACAUAAUAUAUUUGUUAAUGUGAUUGUUGACACUUUGCCUUUUUGGCUUGCAAUGUUUUCUGUGAUAUUUCUAAGACCACAACUUAAUGAACCACUUAAUAUAUCAACUCCAUUGUGAUUAGUUUUUGUUUGAGAAAAAAAAAAAGGAUUUUUUUUAAACAACUACCAUGUUAUAGGAGUUGCAUGUGUUUUUUGAAUUUUUGGAUUUUUAUUGUGUUAUGUGUUGAAAUGUGGAGUGUUACCUAUUUGAAUGAUCAGUGUGUGAAUGUACAUAGAAAUUUUAUCAUCAAAUUGUGUGAAAAGAAAGAUUAUUUAAAUAUGAUCUUGAUGAUAUCAGUUUGUUAUCAUUUUUCAAUCAUUUAAAUAUUUUAUCUUGGUUGUUAUAUUCUUUGUUGAUGAUGUUAAAUUGUUGCAAUCACAUAUCUACUUAAUCAUGUUUAAUUUAUUUCACAUGAAAUGUUUCACCCCUAAAUUAUGGUUUCAUCGUCAUGUUUAUUUAUAUGGUAAAUUACAUUCACAAAUCUACAUUGUAAUCGGAAUCAAUUUACCUAACAAACUUACCUAGAUGUUUAAUUCAUUUUUCCUGACAAAUCAGCAUCACCAGGUUUAAAUAUUUUUAUGUGAAAUAUAACAAACACAAUUAUUUUUUGUAUUCAUGUUUAAUUUAUUUUACAUGACAAAUCACCUACAUUCUGUGUUUUUGUUUGUUUUGUUUUGUUUUAUCUGGAUAAAUGUGUCACAAUCAAUGUCAAGUCAGGUAUAUAUUAUAAAACUUUCAACUGAAUAAGGAACAGUCACAAUAUUUCAUAACAAUGUAUUUUGUGUGAGACAACUUUUCCUGUACUGCAGGUUCUUUCUGGCUUCUGUACCAGAGGUAGUUAUUAGACUCACCCCUAGAAGUUUAAACAAGAUGAAAAUGGCGGGCUACCAUAUGCAUUUUUAGCAUGAAGUGCCAGUGAGCUUAUGAUAUGGUGCAGGAGUGAGUAUCUGUUGUUUUUCGUCCGUCGUCCAGCCAAUAACUUUUAACUUCUUUUAGAAAACUAAAACGCAACUGAGAUCUGGUGAGAAGGCAGAUGUUGAAGAGUACAUUUAAUUUUCCUCAUAUCAAUGGCCAUGACCUAUUUUCAAGGUCAAAGGAGUCAAAUAUGUUUAGAGAAUUUAAGAAUCUUAUCAAGUUUCAGAAGGCCCAAAUGGCCAAUAUUAUGCCAGCAAGUACAUAGGACAGAGUGGUUACCUUGAUCUAUUUGCAAGUUCAUAGGUUCCUACUAUGGAGUGCUGCAAAAUUUCUCAUAUAAAUGACCUUGAUCAAUUUUUCAGGUCACAGAAUUCAUUAGUAAAACAUUCCUUUGCAAAUCUUCUAAUGUUCUAAAAGACCCAGGGCACUUAUCUUAGACCAGUAAGUACAGGCUAUGGUAUAAAAUCUCAUCAUAUCAAUGACCUUGACCUGUUUACAAAGUCACAGGGAUCAGAUAUGUUAAAUUCUUCAAUGAACAUCUUUUUAAAUUUCUGAAGACACAUAUGCCUGAUAUUUUGCCAGCAGGUAACAAGAAUGAGUGCUAUAAGGAUUCGGCAUACAACUGACCUUGGUUUAUUUUCAAGGUUACUAUUGUGAAAUAUGUGACCACGGACACUAUGUAUAUUACACAGGAUCAACAAAAUGCUUUACAUCACACUUCACAUUGCUACAAGUAAUGGGUUUCACAUUGAUUUAGACAAUGCAUCUAUGCAAAAGCUUCUGAUCGACAACAGAAAGAAUGAGCACAUAUUUUUGUUGAUCAUAUAUAAUGUAGUCAACAACAGUACAGAAAAAAAUUAACCAAAAUCUGUACUAAUUGGGUUGUAUAAAGAAAAUGUCUUGUUUGGGAAUAGAAGAGUUUUUGAUGUUGAAUUAGUACAUCGAUCAUUUUGAAGAUUUUAGAUCUAGCCUGUAUGCCUUUUAAUCAUAUCACUUCAUUUCUAAAUUGAUCAAAUUUUAAUAGAAAAUGCUUUGAUUCAAACUUUUGUUUUAAUGUAAGCAAAUAGGAAUUGACACAUGUAACAUUUACAGGCCAUACAGAUUCAACACGAUGCUUGUACAGACAGGUGUCCUGACACUUUAUCACUAGCCCUCCACCUCUGGGUUGCGAGUUUGACACCUACGUGGGGCAGUUGUCAGGGUACUGGCCGUAGGUCGUGGUUUUUCUCUGAGUACUUCGGCUUUCCUCCAUCUCCAAAACCUGGAACAUCCUUAAAUGACCCUGGCUGUUAAUUGGAUGUUAAACACAAAUUGUACUGACAAACUAAAGUCUAAUUAAUGAAAAGAUCAAUAAAUGCAACAAUAAGUUUUGCACAGCGUCAAAAGAGAUUUAGAACUAAAAAUGGCUUUAUUCUUAAAACUGAUAGUUUUAGACAAAGUUCUUAUUUAAAUUAAUAAAUAUUUGUUGUGCAUAUACUAGUGCAUGUCAGAACCAUUAAAACUGUGUAAUGCGAUAUCGUUGCUACUGACAGUAUUUCAGUUUUCUUGAGAUUUUAAAAAGUAGUUAUAUAACAUUUGUGUGCGGUCUCCCAGUUUCCAUCUUGGUUCUUUGAAAUGAAGAAAUGUCUAGAGCACAAACCUAAGUCUAUGUGUAUUAUUUGAAUUUUUCCAUCAAACGGGUAUAUAAAUACAUGUAUAUUGGAUAAUACACUAUUACAUUGUACAAAAUGUUUUUGUUCACCAUGCAUUCCAUGUGUUUAUGACCAAAACACGAUCCUGAAAUAGUUUUAUGUACAGAAUCAUGUAAUGUAUUGUUACCACAAUGAUAAAAUUGCUGUGUUCUGCACCUUGAAAUAUACAAUCAGUGAAAAGUUUUGUACUGUUAGAGUGAAUCUGUGUAAUAAUGAUAAGGGCAUUUUGAUAUCAAUAUUUUAAAUCAAAACUACUUAAUUGUGUGAUCAAAACUGUUUUUGACAUUGUUUCUUGUUCAAUGUCAAUUUCUUUUUUUUAUUGAACACUUUCGACCUAGCUUUCAGACUGUAUAGCCAAUGUAUCUACCUAUAUAUAUAUAUAUAUGUAUAUGUUUGUUCUUGAUUUUAAAAUCUUACAUUCCACUCAUACAGAGAGCAUUCCACUUAGUUUACAUGAACAGAGCUAGGACAUUCCACUUAGUUUACAUGUACAGAGGACACUCCACUUAGUUUACAUGUACUGAGGACAUUCCACUUGAUUUAGUUUACAUAUACAGAGGACACUCCACUUAGUUUACAUGUACAGUGGACAUUCCACUUAGUUUACACGUACAGAGGACAUUCCACUUAGUUUACACGUACAGAGGACAUUCCACUUAGUUUACAUGUACAGAGGACACUCCACUUAGUUUACAUGUACAGAGGACACUCCACUUAGUUUACACGUACAGAGGACACUCCACUUAGUUUACAUAUACAGAGGACAUUCCACUUAGUUUACAUGUACAGAGGACACUCCACUUAGUUUACAUAUACAGAGGACAUUCCACUUAGUUUACACGUACAGAGGACAUUCCACUUAGUUAACACGUACAGAGGACAAUCCACUUAGUUUACACGUACAGAGGACAUUCCACUUAGUUUACAUAUACAGAGGACAUUCCACUUAGUUUACAUAUACAGAGGACACUCCACUUAGUUUACACGUACAGAGGACAUUCCACUUAGUUUACAUAUACAGAGGACAUUCCACUUAGUUUACACGUACAGAGGACAUUCCACUUAGUUUACACGUACAGAGGACAUUCCACUUAGUUUACAUGUACAGAGGACAUUCCACUUAGUUUACAUAUACAGAGGACACUCCACUUAGUUUACAUGUACAGAGGACAUUCCACUUAGUUUACACGUACAGAGGACAUUCCACUUAGUUUACAUGUACAUAGGACAUUCCACUUAGUUUACACAUACAGAGGACACUCCACUUAGUUUACACGUACAGAGGACAUUCACUUAGUUUACACGUACAGAGGACAUUCCACUUAGUUUACACGUACAGAGGACAUUCCACUUAGUUUACACGUACAGAGGACAUUCCACUUAGUUUACAUGUACAGAGGACAUUCACUUAGUUUACACGUACAGAGGACAUUCCACUUAGUUUACAUGUACAUAGGACAUUCCACUUAGAUUACAUGUAUAGAGGACACUCCACUUAGUUUACGGGUACAGAGGACAUUCCACUUUUGUACACGUACAGAGGACAUUUCACUUAGUUUACAUGUACAGAGGACACUCCACUUAGUUUACACGUACAGAGGACACUCCACUUAGUUUACACGUACAGAGGACACUCCACUUAGUUUACAUGUACAGAGGACACUCCACUUAGUUUACAUGUACAGAGGACACUCCACUUAGUUUACAUGUACAGAGGACAUUCCACUUAGUUUACACGUACAGAGGACAUUCCACUUAGUUAACACGUACAGAGGACAAUCCAUUAGUUUACACGUACAGAGGACAUUUCACUUAGUUUACACGUACAGAAACAAGUGAGUAAGAAGAAUAGAAUCUAUAUUUAAACCUUUCUCCAUCUGAAAUAUUUCAGUGUAUUUUAACCAUUUUACACAGAAAUUGCCUUUAUAAGAUAGUGUGUGUUACAUUGGAAAAUAAGUGUAUCCAAGUCUGUGGUAUUAACAUAUAAUAUCUUAUUUAUAGCUUUUGUCCAGUUUCAAAUUGCCUGAACCAGAAAUAAUGGCAAUGGUGUUUUUGUGACAGAUGUUGUUUAAUGGACAAAACAAAACUGUCUGUUUUUAAGAGACAAUGAUUAAAAUAAGGUAAUUCCUAGUUCGUGUAGUGUAAAUUGUUUAUAUAUCUCUGAAGGGCACCCUCAUUUUGUCAAAAUUUAUGACUCGAAAUGGACUUUGUUGUGCUCAGGGUCUGUAUUCAGAAAUAAAACUGUAAUGUACUAUAUUUAUCCUCAAGCCCCCUUUCCCUAGUGUAAGAGUUAAUUAUAAGUUUAUAAAAGAAAUGAAGAAGGGGACUUAUUUGUGGACAGGGGCUUAUUUGUGGAUAUGUUUGGUAACUGGAUGAUAGAGUCCUUGUUUAUGUUACGUAUACAGACACAUCCAAACCCCAGAUGUUUGUAUAUGGACGCUGUUUUGUAAACACAAACUUUCUGUGUAUAAACGUUAUUUUUUGUUAACAACACCUAUAUAAUACACCGUGAUACAUUUGUGUGAGAAACCUCUAACAGAGUUAUUGUUUAUACAUAAUACCUUUGUUAUCAAUUAUGUCUGCAAUGUUUUAGCAUUUAAUGAAUAGCAUUUAAUCAGAUUUAAUUUCAGUUGUCCUUGUCAGCAUUGAAGAGAUGUUUUCUGUAGUAAGUCUUUAUUAAAAUAUUUUAUUUGAGAAAACAAACAUCUACUUAUAUCAUAUACUAAUCAAGAAAGUUCACUUUUCUGCAGAAGGUUUAUUUUAAUCAACUGUCAGCUACCUGUUGAGAACUGAAAUAAAAAAUGAAUGCUUUUGAAGCUCCUUAUAAA
Molecule: messenger RNA, 7495 nt
Organism: Pecten maximus
Lineage: Eukaryota; Metazoa; Mollusca; Bivalvia; Pectinida; Pectinidae
Product: protein Aster-B-like
Exons: 14
Coding region: 625-1965 (446 amino acids)
Biological process (GO): intracellular sterol transport
Cellular component (GO): endoplasmic reticulum membrane; endoplasmic reticulum-plasma membrane contact site; plasma membrane
Molecular function (GO): sterol transfer activity; sterol binding
Source: RefSeq, a predicted model, not a curated record